AUGGCGCCCGCCGCUCCAAAGUCGUCGACUAUGGGGUCCAAAGAUAAUUAUCAGCGCAUACAUCGCAUCACUAGAGAGAACCGCAGCCUAUGGUACCAGUUGGAAGUUCUCCAGCAACCUGAACGCGCUCGAGCAUGUGGUGCCGGCAUGAAGGCCAACAGCGACCGCCGCCCCGUGGAUCCUCCCCCCGUUGUUGAGCUUCGUAUUAUCGAGGGACCUUCGGUUGAAGAGGGCAAGGAUAUUACUUUCGAUUACAACGCCAACUUCUUUCUCUACGCCAGCCUUGAGCAAGCCCGCCCUAUGGCUCAUGGUCGAGUCCAAACUCCUGCCACCCUCAAUCCUCCCAUUCUCACCGGAGUUCCAGCCUCCGGCAUGGCAUAUCUCGAUAGACCACACGAGGCCGGCUACUUCAUUUUUCCUGAUCUGUCUGUCCGUCACGAAGGCUACUUCCGCCUCUCUUUUAGCCUGUUCGAGACGACCAAGGAAGAAAAAGACUUUGACCUUGAACCAGCAUCUGAUUUGCCCCCAGGCGUCGACUGGCGCAUGGAGAUCAAGACAAAUCCAUUCAAUGUCUUUAGCGCCAAGAAGUUCCCUGGCCUCAUGGAGAGCACCACACUCAGCAAGAUCGUUGCGGACCAAGGCUGCCGAGUCCGCAUCCGCCGCGAUGUUCGCAUGAGAAAGCGCGACGCCAAGCCUGCCUCUGCCAGCCAAGACGCCAGAGAGGAAGCCUAUCGGAAACCCGCUCGCCCUCCCACCAUCCCCAACCCCAAUCUCCGUGACAGAUCUCUCAGCCACUCGAGCGAGCGCCGCCCACAGUAUCCGAUCGAACCCGAGCGACGGCCUUCUGCUGCCGACUCUCACGCCUCUAACCCUCACCCGCCGGUUUACGAACGCCCUGUUCCCCCAGCACGGCAUCUUUCUUUUGGCAGCGACGCUCCGCUACAAGCUCACACACCUGCUCUUCUGCCACACACAAAUCAUCACCCAAUUGCGCCACGACCCCAUUCGAGCCACAUGCCGCCUUUGGCUGCGUCCCAGUACGCCAACAAUGCGUCAACUUAUCCCGAACCGGACCGUUCCUACAGCCAGUCCUCCACACCUCGACCGUGCCCGUCACCUGCGUUGUCCGGCAAGCCAGACGCCUACGAGCCAAGACCGAGUUUCAGCCAUGUCCCACCGUCGCCUUCCUCGUUCUCGUCCCACGAUCACCACUCGAGACGCAGCUCAUACGUUCCUCCUCACCCGCCUACGCCAUCAUACCACCCUCGUCGGCCUUUGCUUCCUCAACCGUCGCCCUCGCAUGCGCCGCUCAAGAUUUCUUCGCUCAUGUCCCCUCUCCCGCCCAUCGAAGCUCAGAUCGAAGCGCCGCCUCGCGUACCAAACAUUCCCACGGGUGGAAAGCGCAAACACGAAAUUGUCUUCCACCAAACUACGGACCCCUUGCACAAUGGCCAGCGCCAAGUCGAUAUGCAUUACAGGAGCAAUUCACGUCUCUAUGUUGAGCCUGAUCAAUGCAUGUAUUCGGGAGCUGACGGCGAGCCUAAUCCAUGCAUGUAUUCGAGAGCUGACGGCGAAAUCGGCUAUGUCCGAUUCAAUUCUUGCCAAUAG
Beauveria bassiana ARSEF 2860 is the source of this 1608-nucleotide messenger RNA. Its product is annotated as velvet 1. NCBI's taxonomy places the organism in Eukaryota, Fungi, Ascomycota, Sordariomycetes, Hypocreales, Cordycipitaceae. The record is from RefSeq and is a predicted model, not a curated record. The coding region runs from base 1 to 1608 and encodes 535 amino acids. The transcript has a single exon.